CAACACUCGCGACGAACCAACCAAUCCUAUAAAACAAUUAUGCAAACGAUUCUUCGUUCUAUGCUGCUGAUCAUGUGGCUGAGCGCCUACGCAGUCGAAGCCACGAUCCCAGUGUGCCUUACGAAUUGCGUGCAGUGCAAGCAAAUGUUCGGCCGUUACUUUCAAGGCCGAGCGUGCGGUGAGGCCUGUAUCUCAUCCAACGGCCGCGACAUGCCGGACUGCAACAAUCCCGGUACUCUGGGGAAUUAUCUGAAGCGAUUGUACUGAUCGCAUCAAUUUCCUUCUUCACUUCAUCUAUAGUGUAGUAUAAAAUAAAGGAAUGUAAUAGAAGCCAUACAUUUAUUUAUCAAAAUCACACAAUCCCUGUGUCGCUAACAAGAUUAUGCCAUUAUAUCUCUUGCACCGAUUUGCUUCUAGUGAUAUAUUCUGUAACAAAUUA
Molecule: messenger RNA, 439 nt
Organism: Nicrophorus vespilloides
Lineage: Eukaryota; Metazoa; Arthropoda; Insecta; Coleoptera; Silphidae
Product: eclosion hormone-like
Exons: 3
Coding region: 40-267 (75 amino acids)
Biological process (GO): neuropeptide signaling pathway; ecdysis, chitin-based cuticle
Molecular function (GO): ecdysis-triggering hormone activity
Source: RefSeq, a predicted model, not a curated record